Messenger RNA from Closterium sp. Yama58-4, 504 nucleotides. The record is from the annotation of a GenBank genome assembly. NCBI's taxonomy places the organism in Eukaryota, Viridiplantae, Streptophyta, Zygnematophyceae, Desmidiales, Closteriaceae.
AUGGCGGCACUACACCCGGAGCGCGUGUCACGGCUGGUGCUGGUGGGGUCGGGGGUGAUGGCCACACGGGACGACUAUGAUGACAUGCUCAAGCGAUGGCAGGUGGAGCAUCCAUCGGAGGUGUUUCUCCCCAGCGACCCACCGGCAGUGCAGCGCCUGCUGUCCCUCGCGCACUACCACCCGCCCAAGCUGCCGCACUGGCUGCUCAAGGCGCUCUCACAUAUACUCCUGGAGAACAAGGAGGUGAAGCACCAGAUGCUGGACUCUCUGCUGCAGCAGCUAGACAACCCGCCCGACCCCUUCCCCACGCCCCCCAUGGAGUCGCUCCUAGUGUGGGGCGAUGAGGACGGAAUCUUUCCCAGCUCCAUCGCACACAGAAUGCACAGGCACUUUGGAGACAAGUGCAAGCUGGUGGUGGUGGACAAGGCAGGCCACGCGCUCAACGCACACCGCCCCAAGGAAUUCAACCGUGCCGUCCUCGCCUUCCUCCUCCCGCCGCAAUGA